Danio aesculapii is the source of this 1567-nucleotide messenger RNA. It is a transcript of the gene guca1b, whose product is annotated as guanylate cyclase activator 1B. The record is from RefSeq and is a predicted model, not a curated record. The coding region runs from base 562 to 1155 and encodes 197 amino acids. Gene Ontology annotation, cellular component: photoreceptor inner segment; cone photoreceptor outer segment. Lineage: Eukaryota; Metazoa; Chordata; Actinopteri; Cypriniformes; Danionidae. Gene Ontology annotation, molecular function: calcium sensitive guanylate cyclase activator activity; calcium ion binding. The transcript is spliced from 4 exons. Gene Ontology annotation, biological process: visual perception.
AACUUAUCCAUUUUGAGCAGCUUUUCUGGUGAUUAGGUGAAAGAGUGAUCUGGUACAUUUAGUCUCUUUGAACCCAAAUUGCUAUUUUAAUUUGAACAGGAAAAAAAUAGUGUGGUCAUGGUUAAUGUUCUGACAUGGGACCCUCGGGGAGCCCUUGAACCUGUGCUGAGCAGUGGAACUCUCUGUGGACUAAAUGAUAAAUUAUAGCAAAGCUCUUGAUCUUGUUUCAAACUAAUUGAUUCAGACAUGGAUUGAUAUGAAUAAUCCCUUUCAGUCAUGUGAUCCAAAAUAGCCCUUGUGCUGAAUCCCAAUCCAGUAGAGCACCUUCAGCUGGCAGGCUGAGUUUACUUUUACACUUUGGUAAACAUUGACACUUUUUACUCCUUUAUUUUUCUUCAGAGUGUCAUUAUUUGGUGUUGUAUCAUCAGUUUGCGUAGCUUAAAGGUUUAUUGGGAUGUCUGGAUCAGGAGGAACUCCAGGAAACUAAAACAGCUAUAUGUGAUCAUGGACAUUUUUGGUUGAGAAGUAGAGCUUGUGUGUUUUUUGUUUUCAUUUUUCGUGAUGGGUCAGCGGCUCAGCGAUGAUUCGGACGAAAAAGAGAUUGAUGUUGCCGAACUGCAGGAGUGGUAUAAGAAGUUUGUGAUUGAAUGUCCGAGUGGAACCCUCUUUAUGCACGAGUUCAAGAGCUUUUUUGGUGUUACUGAAAACCCAGAAGCAGCGGAUUACAUAGAAAACAUGUUCCGGGCUUUUGAUAAAAAUGGGGACAACACUAUCGAUUUUCUGGAAUACGUGGCGGCCUUGAAUCUAGUGCUGCGAGGGAAGUUGGAGCACAAACUGAAAUGGACAUUUAAAAUGUAUGACAAGGAUGGAAGCGGUUGCAUCGACAAAACAGAGCUCAAGGAGAUUGUGGAGUCAAUCUACAGACUAAAGAAAGCCUGCCAUGGUGAACUUGAUGCAGAAUGUAACCUGCUUACCCCCGAUCAAGUGGUGGACAGGAUAUUUGAGCUGGUGGAUGAGAAUGGAGAUGGAGAGCUUUCUCUGGAUGAGUUCAUCGACGGGGCUCGACGUGACAAGUGGGUCAUGAAGAUGCUGCAAAUGGACGUGAACCCCGGGGACUGGAUCAAUGAACAGAGACGCCGCAGCGCCAACUUCUGAACUCCACAUUCACCAAAAUAACCCUUAACACAAGCCUGCCCUUUAACCAGUCUCAGUCCUGGGUCAUCAAAGUCAAUUUUGAGUCAUCAGUAUAAACUGUAUAUAUUUCUAUCUACUAGUUUACAUCUCCUAGUCCUUUUCUGACCAACAGAAUUUGUUCUGUUUUCAUGUAUAUAUUCAUUUUUUUCUUCAUUGUUUUUUGUUUAUGUCUUUCUGUUAUUAGGAAUACUAUUAUUCUGCAUAUAAGUCCAUCUGACUUUACUGUAUUUGGCAUAUUACUCAGUUUAUACACAACAGCCAGUUUCAAAUGGGCAUAUCUCACGUUUGUAAAUAUAUGAAUAUUGUAAAGACCGAAGUCUCUUGAAGGUCCUAAUUGUAAAGGCACUGAAUCUGUACAUGUCUCAAAAAUAAA